This is a messenger RNA of Manis javanica (Malayan pangolin), 2290 nucleotides long. It is a transcript of the gene ZAR1, whose product is annotated as zygote arrest 1. Gene Ontology annotation, biological process: translation. The record is from RefSeq and is a predicted model, not a curated record. Lineage: Eukaryota; Metazoa; Chordata; Mammalia; Pholidota; Manidae. Gene Ontology annotation, cellular component: cytoplasm.
CACCCCAGAGACGACCAAUAGUAAUCAGUACCUCGUGACAGUCAACAGUACCUCGUGGUUUCCAUUUGCGGUGGGGGCGGGGAGGACCUGCUCCAGCGGAGGAAACAGUUAGCCGAGGUACGGAUGCCAGGGCUUUCUCUCUACACCCACGGAAGGGUUCGGUGGGUAGACUUCUCAGAACAGCUCUCGCAGAGACAAUUAAAUAACCUAUAAUCUGAGAACACAAGUAACAGGUCCCAAACAGUCCCCAAACCUUCGCGUUUUUGCUCACUAACGAGAGGCGCCCAGCUUCGCUGCAGCUUCCCUGGCGGCGCAGACACCUGGAUAAUCAAGGUAUGGGGCCCACCUGGCUCAACCAGUACGGGUGAUAGUUCUCCCUCGUUGGUAUCUUCUUCACCUCGGGCAAAUUCACUUAGAAAUCAGUUCUCGCAUCGCAAAGGCCGCGAUGGCCUUUUGUCCAGAUCAUCGAAGGGGAUUUGUGCCGACCUUCGUGUGUGGAAAUUUUCCUCACACGGAAAGGCCUCGGCGGGGGCGCGAGACACCAGCCACGGUCGGACGUGCGCGGCGGGCGGGCGGCGCAGCGCGGGGAGCGGCGGCGGAGCGGGCUCCGGGCCGCCUAUUUAGGGCGUGGCGGCGGCAAGGGGCUGCUGGGCUGCGCUUAUGGCUGCCCUGGGGGACGCGGCGCUGGGCCGUCCCAGGUACUCGGCGUGCGUCCCUUACUCAAUCCCGUAUCCCUGUCCGCCGGCCGCCAAGGGCAAGGGCGCGGCGGGCGGGGGCUGCCCUCCCGCCGCCGCCUCCUCGUCUUCCUCUGCCGGGGCGGCCUCGUCGUCUUUCCCGGGCUAUGCGCAGCUGACGGCCGCCGAGUACUUCGACAGCUACCAGCGGGCGCAGCUCAUGGCGCUCCUGUCGCAGGUGAGCCCGGGCUUCGCCCCGCGGCCGCGCAGGGCCAGCAGCCGCGACGUGGCCGUGCAGGUGAACCCGCGCCGCGACGUCUCGGUGCAGUGCUCGCUGGGGCGGCGCACGCUGCUGCGCAGGGCCCGCCGCUCCGGCCCCGAGGGCUCGGCAGGCGCGGGCGGCGGCGGCUCGGCGUCCCCGCAGCCGGCCCGCCGGGGCCCGGAGCAGGGCAGCCCCCCGCGCGGCGCCCCGCGGCCCGUGCGCUUCCCGCGCACCGUUGCCGUGUACUCGCCGGUGGCCUGCCGCCGCCUCACCACCUACCUGGAAGGGGCCGAGCCCGCGACCGGCGAGCAGAGGUCCGGGGCGCCGGAGGGAGAGCGAGGGCCACCACCCCCGCAGCCCCGAGGCCCCGAGGAGGGAGACAUGCUGGCGAGGAGGGCGCCCCAACGGCUGCUGUCCGAGGAGGACGAGGACGAGGAGAAGGAGGAGGAGGAGGACGAGGCCCAGGCCGCCGUGCUGGCGAGCUGGGAGCCGGUCGACGGGCCGGGGCUGCAGCCGCGGGGGGCUCGGGGCGGUGAGGCGGCCCAGGGGCGCGCGCCCGGGCGUGCAGAGCAUCCCCCGCCGGCGGGGAGGACCCAGGACGCCGCGGGCGAGAGGUUGUCGCCGCGGAGCCCAGAGCCGGGCAAGGAGCGCCUGCGCUUCCAGUUCUUAGAGCAGAAGUAUGGCUAUUAUCACUGCAAGGACUGCAAAAUCCGGUGGGAAAGUGCCUACGUGUGGUGUGUGCAGGGCACCAACAAGGUUUACUUUAAGCAGUUUUGCAGAACUUGUCAGAAGUCUUAUAACCCCUACCGAGUGGAGGAUAUCACCUGUCAAAGCUGUAAACAGACUAGAUGCUCCUGCCCAGUAAAACUUCGCCAUGUUGACCCUAAGAGGCCCCAUCGUCAGGACUUGUGUGGGAGAUGCAAAGGCAAACGCCUGUCGUGUGACAGCACUUUCAGCUUCAAAUAUAUCAUUUAAGUGGAUGUUUAAAAAAAAAUUCCUGGUGGAUAUGUGCUAGUGGAGCAGACGAAUUAGCUUUUUUCAUGCCCUUCCUCUCCCUUCUCAAAAUAUUUCAUGGAAGGCUGUACUUUUGACAAAGCCUUUAAAUAAAAGUAUUGCAAAACAAUUGAUAAAUCGCCUAAAACCUUAUGUUUUUGAAAAGUCCAGGAGAGCUUGUGUUGUGCUUGCUGCUUUACCUUAUUUAAUAUUCAUUAGAAGGGCUCAGAGGUGUGGGGUUUAUGGCUUAUGUGGGUCUUUUGGACUGGAGCUUACAAAUAAGUUAUUGAUUAACAAACCAUCUAAUAACCAAAAUAAGCUUUCUUCUGGGGAAGGAGGAGGCAGAGACCUGCUUGGUGUA